Messenger RNA from Dermacentor andersoni, 3025 nucleotides. RefSeq names its product piggyBac transposable element-derived protein 2-like. Lineage: Eukaryota; Metazoa; Arthropoda; Arachnida; Ixodida; Ixodidae. The record is from RefSeq and is a predicted model, not a curated record.
CAUUAAAAAUUAAACUCUAGAAGUACAAAUAGUAAUUACUAGCGCGUUCCAUUUUCGGCCUGGCCAGCGCAUAAAGUGUAAGGCCAAGCCUAGUAUGGCCUAUCCAAACCAAGCUGUGGCCCUGCUUGAUUGAUCGAGGCGCGAAGCGAAGGGCCGGACAAAUGAAAGUUGAAAGCUUCGUCAACGGUUAACAUGGCAAGCCGGCCGAGAACGGCUUCGCCUGCAACUUAUGCGAGCGCAUUUUGCUUCUUCAGCCACGUCGUUUAGAUCGUGAGGAGGUGCUUGAUACCGCUUUUGCAAUAGAAGUUCAGGAAACGGGAUAGGGCGACAACUCUGGGCCGUGGAUUUGGACACCACCUAUUGGCCGUGAGAUCGAGGAGAGUCGCCGCCUUGCGGCCACUGGCUGAACCAUGCAUAGUGUGGAUUGUUCCUUGUGUUGUCUGAUCUGUGCAGGACAAAAGGCGGCUACCUGUCCAUUGCAGCACACGGGGAAUCCUGCCCACUGAAACUGCAACAGCUGUGCAGAGAGAGGCCACAGGGCAUUUCAAUCGCGGCAUGAACGUUGCAGUUGAGACAUCGAGAACCAUCGAUGGAAACAUGUGCAAGUCAACCCAGACGUUGCCUGUUGCUAAGAGAGUGCACAGGUGGACAGAAACCACGAAUAUUGAUGUUCAGGACGGCAGCCCUCAUGCACAAGAGAUUUCAGAUGCAUGCGUGCUACCACGGAUUUUCAACAUGAACAGAAAUCGCGAACUGACCACAUUACAGAACAGUCAAGUAGAUGUGGACAUAAAGAAGCAACAUGCUCAGUGCAGCGUGCAUGUAACUGUGGCGUCAGUAAAAGCUGUCCAGACAGAGGCCACAUUGCUGUCCAGGAGCAGUGUGGAUACCGCUUUCAGGACAUCUGGAAUUGAUUGCACAGAUGUGUCCAAGCCUUCUCAUGCAUCGCAUGCCGCAGAGGAAGCGCACUUGUGGACAGAAGCCACAGAUCUUCGAAAUUUCCAGGACAGUGACUCUGGUGCACAAGUUUGUCCAGAAAUGAAGCACAAGAAAAUGGAUGUGUUGGCAUUUUACAGAGCGAUGAGUGUAGAGAAGCAUGCCAAGAGAAGAAAGAAACUCGAUGAUAAAAGUGCUGAUGCAGUGCUGCUGAAAAUUGGCAAUGGUGAUAUCUCGGACGUGGACUUUUCAGACGAUGACUUUAACAACUCUGACAUUGAGGAAGUUGACAAUAACAUCAGCAGUGCCAUAACGGCAGAAGCUCUGGUACAACCAGCAAUUUCGAACCCUACAGAUAUGGAACUUGACGAGAGCACACCGUCCACUAAGGUUUCGGUGAAAUGGGUCGAUGGAGAAUUGGCUCCAAGUCACACAGCUUGCAGCUACCAACCGCGGAUUAGCUCACCACCACGAGAACCGCUGGUGUAUUUUAGCCAGUAUUUUUCGGUCGAGAUUUUUGACAGUCUAGCAAAGUUCACCAACCUGUAUGCACUCCAAAGAAAUGGUGAUUUGGUCACAACUAAAGAGGAACUCAAGGUGUUCUUUGGAAUCCUGAUGCUUAUGGGUGUCUUAAGGUUCCCCCGAGUCCGCAUGUACUGGCAGACUUCAACCAGAAUACCGACCAUCGCAGAUGCCAUGAGUGCCAAGCGAUUUUUCAAGAUUAGGGUGGCAAUUCACAUUGCCGAGUCUAAAGCUCCACAAGAUGGCAGCUGCUUGGAUAAAUUCUGGAAAGUCCGCCCCAUGCUUGAAGCAAUACGGCAGCGCUGCUUACAACUUGAGCCGAUUGAGCACAGCAGCAUAGAUGAGCAGCACGUUGCUGUCACCGGCUGUGUGCCGAGAAAACGGUUGGCUAAAGGCAAGCGGCAUCCCAAAGGGUUUAAAAUGUUUGUUCGCUGUAGUGCAGAUGGUCUUGCACAUGAUCUUGAGCUCUACCAAGGCACACGCGCUGGUGUGAGUGCGCAGCACACCGACUUUGGGCACGAAGGCUCGGUUGUGAUGAGACUUGUUGAAGGCUUGCCGAAAGGGAUGAAUAUGAAGUGCUUUAUGGGGAGUUACUUUACCUCGGUGGACCUACUUCUUCAACUUAAAGAAAUCGGUAUCCUUGCCACUGGUGCUAUUAGGCCCGACCGUUUGCCCGGGUGCAUGCUCAAGUCUGAAAAAGAAAUGAAAAGGAAGGGUAGGGGAAGCAUCAACGCCAAAGUUUCCGAAGCCAGAGACAUCACUGCCGUUCGCUGGCAGGACAACAGCGUUGCCAGUGUGGUGUCGACCCACGUAGGAGUCGGGAACCCACGAAAGGUGAAGCGAUGGAGUGAAGCAACAAAAUCGUAUGUUAAGAUAGACUGUCCCGAAGUAAUCGUACAGUACAAUGCUUACGUAGUAGGGGUGGACAAACUCGACUACCUGAUGUCCCUGUAUCCACUACACAUCAGGACGAGGAAAUGGCCAGUGCGAGUAAUGUCGCACUUGGUGUCCUUCGCACUGUGCAACAGCUGGAUCGAAUACGUACGAGACUGCAGUAAAGCGGAGCUACCUCGGAAAAGCAUAAUGGACUUGUUGGCUUUCCAGUCUGACCUAGCGCACAGCCUCAUCACAUGUAACAAGGCAUCACCAAAGGAAUGUGGAAGAUCAAGCAACAAGUCCCCGUUGCCUACUCCAAGAAAAUCACUGCCGCCAAAUAGCGUUCGGUACGACGGCUUUCAUCACUGGCCAGAACAUGUGACAACUUCGUGUUCCCAGCGCUGCAGGAGAGAAGGGUGCACGUCUAAGUGUAGAAUUCGAUGCAGAAAGUGCAGAGUUUUUCUUUGCUUGUCAUCGCAGAAUGACUGUUUCUUUCUUUUUCAUAACACGUGAGGCGGUGUUCUGUUCUGUGCAGUCAAGAACUGUGGGACGCAUAUUUUCACCGUGUUGGAAAAGCAGUUUCAUUGUGAACAGUCAAAGUGCUUUGCCCAUUCGUUGUUAUAUUAUACCUACAGAGGUACAAUGUACAUAUUUGUGAAUGCCUUUAAAAACAUCUUGCAAAAAUGUGAAA